AUGGAUGCCACUGAACUCUCUUUUGGGGUUGUGAUUUUGUUACAGUUCAGCAUUGGGGUCUCAGUGAAUGGAUUCCUCCUUCUGUUUUAUUCCUGCAAGUUCUGUGCCAGCCACAAACUCAGUUCCUCAGACUUGAUCCUUGCCCACCUGGCCUUAGGUAACACCAUCAUUUUUCUAACUGGUGGAAUCCUAGAGACUGUAUCUGCUUGGGGAUUGAGAAAUUUCCUAGAUGAUGUAGGAUGUAAAAUCCUCAUGUACCUGUAUCGAGUGGCCCGUGGCCUGGCCAUCUGCACCACCUGCCUCCUAAGCAUCUUCCAAGCCAUCACCAUCAGUCCCAGCAACUCCUGGUGGGCAGGAGUCAAAACCAAAUUACCCAGGUGCCUCCUCCCCUUCUGUCUACUGUCUUGGAUCUUCAAUAUGUUAAUAGACAUCGACAUCCUCAUGAACACAACAGGCCCAAAGAACAGGAGCAGUGUUCAAAUCCCACUUUAUCUCAAAUAUUGCUCAAGCAUCAGUAUCAGUGCAAAAGCCACCCUGAUGAUUGCCAUUGUACAUUCCCUCUGGGAUCUGUUCUUUGUGGGACUCAUGAGCAUGGCCAGUGGUUAUAUGGUGUUUGUCCUUGCUAGACAUCACAGGCGGGUCCAGCACCUUCACCAGCCCAGCAGCUCCCCCAGGGCUAUGCCUGAGGUCAGAGCUGCUAAGAGAGUCAUUGCCUUGGUGAUGCUGUAUGUCCUCCUGUAUGGACGACAGACAGUCAUGCUGAGCAUUAUACUAAACAUGAAAGAGAAGUCUCUUCUGCUGGUGAACAGUCACAUGGUGUUGGCAUUCACCUUCUCAGCUGUGAGCCCAUUCCUAGUGAUUCACAGUGAUAAGAGGGUGAAAACAUUAUGGAAAAGGAAAUCUUCUGUUUCCAAUACAAAUCCAUCAUAG
Molecule: messenger RNA, 930 nt
Organism: Ornithorhynchus anatinus (platypus)
Lineage: Eukaryota; Metazoa; Chordata; Mammalia; Monotremata; Ornithorhynchidae
Product: vomeronasal 1 receptor ornAnaV1R3111
Exons: 1
Coding region: 1-930 (309 amino acids)
Biological process (GO): G protein-coupled receptor signaling pathway
Cellular component (GO): membrane
Molecular function (GO): pheromone receptor activity
Source: RefSeq, marked inferred